Messenger RNA from Hyla sarda, 1302 nucleotides. RefSeq lists its product as uncharacterized. The record is from RefSeq and is a predicted model, not a curated record. Gene Ontology annotation, molecular function: DNA binding. Gene Ontology annotation, biological process: DNA integration; DNA recombination. Lineage: Eukaryota; Metazoa; Chordata; Amphibia; Anura; Hylidae. The coding region runs from base 405 to 1286 and encodes 293 amino acids. The transcript has 2 exons.
GAGACGAGAUCGAGGCUGCUCUCAGUGAGGUCAGUGAAGAUGAUCUGCUGCUGCUGGCUGGAGAUUCUACAGAGACCCUGGACCCGCUGUCUUGUCCCCUGCUCCCCUCCGGGGUUGUAGCAGGUGUUGGCGUCAGCGGGGUCCGGUCGCCGCCACUGUCCGUCCAAGCCGCUGGUGGGGCGAAUUCUGCUGCUGCGGAGUCGUCGGACGGGGUCCCCCCGGUCCUUUCCUUGGAAGAUGUGUCUGUCGCCCGUGAUGUCCGGAGUCGCCCUUCUUCUGGAGUUACGGCCGCUGGUUCCGAGCCGGUGAGGUCGGUGGGACCGAUUUCGGGAGUUGGCACCGGAGGCCGAGGAGCGGGGGAUCCCUUGUCCGGAGUGGCUGUGGAGGCUGGUUUAGCUGUGGCGAUGGGCCUUGUGGGACGGUCUGUGACCAGGUCAACGUGGGAGUCUUAUAGUCGGUGGUGGGCAGAUUGGGAGUUAUUGCUUCGGCAGCUUUCCAUUACGGGCGCCCCUUCGGAAUGGGAGGCGGCUCUUUUAUUUUAUGUGGGCAGGGCUUUUUGUGAGCGGGUGUCCCCGUCGGGUCUGGGUCGCCGGAUGGCGGCUUUGGCCUUUUGGUUCAAGGUCCGGGGAGUGCCGGAUGGGACGAAGUCUUUUUUGGUGCGGCAGGCGGUGCGGGGGUUUCGUAAGGGGGCUAGUUCUAGGGAUUGGCGCAAACCGGUGACAUUUUCGUUGUUGUUGCGCUUGGGUUCUUUAUUGGCUGGGGUGUGUUUUUCGGUAUAUGAGCUAUGUUUGUUCCGUUUGGCUUUUGCGUUGGCGUUUUUUGGGGCUUUUCGUAUAUCGGAGUUGGUGUCGCCUAGUCGUUGUCGGGCCGGGGGGCUUCUUUUUUCGGAUGUGGUUCUGGUGGAGGGGGUUUUGCAGUGCCGUGUUCGGCGGUCAAAGACGGAUCAGUUGGGUCGGGGGGCGGUGGUGCGUUUGGCGCGCCUGGGGAGUUCGGAGAUGUGCCCGGUGGCUUGUUACUCCGCGUUUUUGGCUUUGCGGGUGGGGAUUGUGGGUCCGUUGCUGGUCCAUGCUGACGGGGGUUUUCUGUCUCGUUUUCAGUUUGUGGGGGUUUUCCGUAAGUGUUUGCGCGCGGGGGGAUUCGUGGCAGAGGACUACAGUUCUCAUUCCUUCCGGAUAGGUGCGGCGACCGAGGCGUCUCGGUGGGGCCUGGGACCGGAAAUGGUUAAGCAGAUUGGGAGGUGGGAAUCGGAGAGGUAUAGGCUGUACGUUCGUCCUCAUUUGUUGUGAUGUGCGUGUGUUUGCG